AUGGGCAACCCCUUUGAAGAAGAAAGCACAGAUUUGCUGGUCCUAGACACACAGGAGAUCCUGGGUCCAGCUGCAGUAGAGAGUGUGCGUACAGCUAUGCAAAUGGGGCGAGAUCAGUUCCAUUUAUUUGUGAAGGAACGUCUGGCAGACAGAUCCAAACCACUCAAUGAUGUCAUCAAACGCAACAAACUUCCAUUAUUUGCAUCCAUCAAGGUGAAAAGUGCCAAUAAGAACAAGCAACAACUCGCCUCUGCAAGGAGUGAUUCAGAGCUUUUCUCCAGACUAUACAUCACAUGCCAAACCAGAGAUGGCGAUCUCGAGCAGUUCUUCAAACAUGAGAACAGUGCACACCCGCCUGCACUAUCACAAAAUGGACGGAUCCACUUUGGUUCCAAAUCUGACUUGCUGAGGCCUUUGGAACAGCUUGUUGAACCAACGUCUCACCCACCACAAGUCUCUUCUGUGAUCCUCGAUGGGGCUGCAGUGGUUCAAAUGCUGAACCCUGGCCCUGGCCACAGCAAAACAUUUCUUGACUAUGCCACAGACAUAUUCGUUCCAUACAUUCUGUCACAGCUUCAAAAUCAUUCUCGUCUGGAUCUAGUGUGGGACCGCUAUGCAAACUCAGGCAGCUUGAAGGCAACUGCAAGGGCUAACAGAGGCAAGGGAAUCCGCAGACGUGUUACUGGCACUGCCCUGUUACCUGGGAACUGGCACACAUUCCUCCGUGUCGACGAGAACAAGGAAGAACUCUUCCACUUCCUAUCUAAGCAGGUCAUGGAGUCCAUCAAUGUGCCAGAGAAACAGCUGAUUGCUACUGACGGUGAACAGGUCAUUGCUGUACCACCCUUUGAAGACACAGCAGCUUUGGCCCCACGCAAUCACGAGGAAGCGGACACGCGCAUGAUGGUUCAUGCAGCAGAUGCUGUUAAAUCUGGACACUGCAGAAUACUCAUCCGUACCGUGGACACAGAUGAGGUGGUUCUUGCUGUGUGGAUGGCCCAGGAGCUACAUGAGGCAGACGAUGAACUAUGGCUAGCAAUUGGUACUGGCAAGAGCUUCCGCUACAUAGCAGCACACAAGCUGGCUGCUUCACUGGGGCCAGACAAAUCCAAGGCACUGCCAGUCUUCCAUGCAAUCACAGGGUGUGAUACAGUCUCGAGCUUUGCAGGUCGUGGCAAGAUAACUGCAUGGGCAGUAUGGGACAUUUUCCCAGAAGUGACAAAUGCAUUUCUGACCUUGGCAUCUGCACCAAGUGAGAUUUCUGAGGACACAUUGGCAACCCUGGAGAGAUACAUAGUACUCCUGUACGACUGAACAUGUACAUGUUCAGAGGUGAAUCUGGCAAGGAAGAAACUCUUUGCAAAGAAAGCGCGAUCU
Molecule: messenger RNA, 1377 nt
Organism: Macrobrachium nipponense
Lineage: Eukaryota; Metazoa; Arthropoda; Malacostraca; Decapoda; Palaemonidae
Exons: 2
Coding region: 1-1314 (437 amino acids)
Source: RefSeq, a predicted model, not a curated record